Messenger RNA from Megalobrama amblycephala (Wuchang bream), 2646 nucleotides. RefSeq names its product tripartite motif-containing protein 16-like. Gene Ontology annotation, molecular function: protein binding; zinc ion binding. The coding region runs from base 108 to 1745 and encodes 545 amino acids. The record is from RefSeq and is a predicted model, not a curated record. The transcript is spliced from 6 exons. Lineage: Eukaryota; Metazoa; Chordata; Actinopteri; Cypriniformes; Xenocyprididae.
CACACAAGCAAAUAACCAGGAAACCCACUUCAGUUAUUUAGUCCAGAGAUACGGAAACUUGUCGAGCUGUUGUGUGUGCUUCAGUUUCUGUGUUCACACGCAAUAAAAUGGCAGAGGCCAGUGUUUUAUGGGCUCGGGAACAGUUCAUCUGUCCAGUGUGUCUGGAUCUUCUGAAGGAUCCAGUGACCAUUCCCUGUGGACACAAUUAUUGUAUGACAUGUAUUACGGACUGCUGGAAUCAUCAGGAUCAGAAGACAGUCCACAUCUGCCCACAGUGCAGACAGACCUUCGCUCCAAGACCUGCGUUAAAUAAAAACACCAUGCUGGCUGAAGUGGUGGAGAAACUGAAGAAGACUGGAGUUGACACUGGACUUGAAGGUGCGCGUGCAACAGAUGUGAAGUGUGAUGUCUGUACUGGAAGAAAACACAAAGCCAUCAAGUCCUGUCUGGUGUGUCUGAACUCUUACUGUCAAAACCACCUUGAACAGCAUGAGAAUUUGUUUAAAGGUAAGAGACAUUAUUUAAUGGAUGCCACUGGACAACUCCAGGAGAUGAUCUGCUCUCAACAUGGUAGACUGCUAGAGGUGUUCUGUCGCACUGACCAGCACUGUAUCUGUACACUGUGUACGAUGGAUAAACACAAAAAUCAUGACAUUGUACCAACAGAAGCAGAGAGAACAGAGAAAGAGAGAAACUUGAAAAAAACACAGAUAAACUACCAGCAGAGAAUUCAGGAGCGAGAAAAAAAUAUUCAGGAGCUGAGAGAAGCUGUUGAGUGUCAUAAGCGCUCUGCACAGGCAGCAGUGAAGGACAGCGAGAGGAUCUUUACAGAGAUAAUCCGCUCCAUUAAGGGAAACCGCUCUGAGGUGACACGGCUGAUCAGAGAUCAGGAAAAGGCCGCAGUGAGUCAAGCUGAAGGACUCUUGCAGCGACUGGAGCAGGAGAUUGCUGAUCUGCGGAGGAGACACGCUGAGUUAGAGCAGCUUUCACACACAGACGAUCACAUCCAUUUCCUGCAGGGGUUUCAGUAUCUCUCUGCACCUCUUGAACCUACAAAGAGAAUUACUGUCACUUCACCCCGCUCUACUAAUGAUAUAAGACAAUCUAUCUGUCAGCUGAAAGAAAAAAUUGAGAAUUUCUGUAAAGAGGAGAUCCAAAAGAUUUCUGUUAAACACAUCAGCGUUGUUCUAAGGACCAGAAAGGACUUCCUACAAUAUGCUCAUCAGUUCACACUUGAUCCAAACACAGCGAAUAAACACAUUCGUCUGUUGGAGAAGAACAGAGUGGCUACUUACACUGACACAGUCCAGCGGUAUUCUGAUCAUCCACACAGAUUUGAUGUUUAUUAUCAGGUGAUGUGCGGAGAGAGUGUGUCUGAGCGUUGUUACUGGGAGGUGGAGUGGAAAGGUGAUGUGGGUAUAUCAGUGUCAUACAAGCACAUCAGCCGGAAGGGAACAAAUACAAAGUGUUUGUUUGGAUAUAAUGAUCAUUCCUGGAGUUUGUUCUGCUCCCCCUCCAGAUACUCAUUUAGGCACAAUGAUAUGGAGACUGACAUCCCCGCAGCCUCCAUCUGCUCUAGAAUAGGAGUGUAUGUGGAUCACAGUGCAGGAACUCUGUCCUUCUAUGGCAUCUCUGACACAAUGACCCUUAUCUGCAGAGCUCAGGCCACAUUCACUCAGCCUCUCUAUCCUGGGUUUAGGCUGUACAAUGGAUCAACCGUAAAACUCUGUGAUUUAACAAUAUAGAAUACAGAGACACUGUAUCAGUAGUCUUGCUAUACAGUAAAAGUGUCAACCUGUUCUUACUCCUAAGAUGUCCAAUAGUGGCAUUUGUCCAAGAGCUCUGCAUGUCACUAUACAGACACCAAAAGUGAUCUUGGUCAUACUUUAUAUUAGGUGUCUUUAAUUACUAUGUACUUACAUACAUACAUACAUAAAUAAAUAAAAACCGUAAGUGAAAACACUAUACAAAUAAACACACAGCAGGUUAAAAUCACUUAGUUAAGACAAGAUUGGACAACUUAAAAAGAGAAAGAGCAUAAAUACACAAGAUAAUGUUAACUAAAUUACCUUCAAUAUCCUACUGUAGAACAAAGGAAACCAAGGGAAACAGGAAAUUAACAAAGGAAAUGUGAACUGGGAAACAAUAGAACAAAAAUAUACUUCAAAAUAAAAAUCCAAGGGAGACCCAGUCACAGGUGAAAUGUGGACAUAAAAGUAAAAACAAUAUAUUGUGGCUGUCCAAACUGAAAAUAAUCUAGGUGUAAAUAUGGGUGAAAUAUAAGUUUUUGUUUAUGUGAAGGUAUAUGUGUUCAUAAUAAUAAUAUAAUUUAGGAUUUAAAUAAUUUUAUAAUUUUGAAUUGAAUUUUCAUAUGAAUUAUUCUGAAUGAAAAAAUUACAAUUUGGAGAUUUGUUGCACAAUGUUUUUUUCUCAUUCUUAGAUCAGCUUUUAUUUUUAAUUAAUGUUACAUUUGUUUGGAUAAUUGCUGUAAUACACCAAGAAUAAUGUUAUAAUACACUGGUCAAAAAAACGAAAGGAACACUUUUUAAUCAGAGAAUAGCAUCAAGUCAGUUAAACUCCUGGGAUAUUGAUCUGGGCUGCGUUUCCCAAAAGCAUCGUAAGCUUAAGUUGAUCGUAGCUCCAUUG